Molecule: messenger RNA, 1014 nt
Organism: Fusarium poae
Lineage: Eukaryota; Fungi; Ascomycota; Sordariomycetes; Hypocreales; Nectriaceae
Exons: 4
Coding region: 1-1014 (337 amino acids)
Biological process (GO): inosine biosynthetic process; adenosine catabolic process
Molecular function (GO): adenosine deaminase activity
Source: RefSeq, a predicted model, not a curated record
AUGGACUACAUCAAAUUGCCAAAAAUUGAGCUCCAUGCACAUUUGACCGGAAGUAUCUCACGUCAAGCUCUCCACGAAAUAUGGCUUCGCAGGAAAGAGACAGGCGACACGAAUCUGGAUGAUCCCUUAGAUGUCGUGCCAGAAGGUAAACAUGACUAUAACUUGCAAACCUUCUUCCCACUCUUCAGCAGUUACAUAUACAACCUCAUCACUGACGAGGAAUCUGUUCGUUACACUACAAAGUCUGUUCUAACUGAUUUUCUCAACGAUGGCGUAUGCUAUCUCGAACUUCGAACGACACCCCGCAGCACCCCUCAACUCUCAGCAGAGCAGUACAUCGCAACUCUUGUAGACACAAUCUCAUCAUUCGAGUCCGAAAACUACCAGCUACACACCCGUCUCAUUCUGUCCAUUGACCGGAGACACACCCCUGAACAGGCAGCUUCUACACUCGAGCUUGCCCUGAAAUAUCGCAGUCAAGGAGUUGUCGGCCUCGACCUCUGUGGUGACCCAACAGCUCGGCCCAAUGGCAACAUAAGUGUCUUCACACCUGUGUUCCAAGAGGCGAAUACGAAAGGAUUGGGUAUCACUGUGCAUUUUGCCGAAGCUGAAGCCAGCGGCUCCAAGGAGGAGUUGAGCACACUUCUAUCGUGGGAGCCGGGCCGUCUAGGCCAUGUGAUCUGGGAGGACGAGGAUACGAAGAAAGAGAUUGCGAGAAGAGGAUUAUGCUUAGAGCUAUGUCUGAGUUGUAAUGUUAAGGCUGACAUGGUCCUUGGCGGGUUCGAAGGGCAUCACUUUGGUCACUGGAGAGGAAUCGAGGGACCAAAGAUCUCAAUCAGUACUGACGAUGUUGGUGUGUUCGGAAGCCCGUUGUCCAAUGAGUACAGGCUCGUUGCGCAGCACUUUGGCCUAGAUCGCCAAGCUAUAUGCGAGUUGGCGAGACAGCCCAUUGACGGCAUCUUUGGAGGCGAUCAGGAGAAGGAAAGACUGCGGCGUCUUAUGUGGACACGAUAA